AUGGCGACGUUGCUGAAGAACGUGAGGUCGUUUUCGACGAUUGCGAACUUUCUUGUUCGUACCACGGUGCCUAGGCUAGGGGCAGUUGCCUUGAUGCGUCAGUUAAAUUGUCAUCAUCACUGUUCUAGCCGUCCCUUGCAGUUACAGAUUCUGCAGUCGCCAUUCUUCUCACAACCUUUAAGAUGGUAUGCAGGGAAGCCACCACUGACGUUAGAAUCUAUACAGAAGCGUGUUGAACUGGUGUUGAGAUUGUACGAUAAAAUUAACCCUGACAAGUUGACCCUGGAUUCCCAUUUUAUAAAUGAUCUUAGUCUUGACAGUCUUGAUCAAGUGGAAAUUAUCAUGGCCAUAGAGGAUGAAUUUGGCUUUGAAAUCCCUGAUGCAGAUUCUGAGAGACUGAUGAGGCCAAGAGAUAUUGUUCAGUACAUUGCAGAUAAGGAGGAUAUAUUCGACUGA
This is a messenger RNA of Candidula unifasciata, 456 nucleotides long. The record is from the annotation of a GenBank genome assembly. Lineage: Eukaryota; Metazoa; Mollusca; Gastropoda; Stylommatophora; Geomitridae.